This is a messenger RNA of Oreochromis aureus, 5880 nucleotides long. RefSeq names its product moesin-like. The transcript has 15 exons. Gene Ontology annotation, molecular function: actin binding; cell adhesion molecule binding. NCBI's taxonomy places the organism in Eukaryota, Metazoa, Chordata, Actinopteri, Cichliformes, Cichlidae. Bases 1605 to 3392 code for a protein of 595 amino acids. Gene Ontology annotation, biological process: regulation of organelle assembly; positive regulation of protein localization to early endosome; positive regulation of early endosome to late endosome transport. Gene Ontology annotation, cellular component: apical part of cell; cytoskeleton; adherens junction. The record is from RefSeq and is a predicted model, not a curated record.
ACUGCUUUGUGCAACAGAUCACGUUUCCUGAAGUUGUAACCUUUCACAGAGGUUCAUGUUCAGAUGGAUUUGAUGUACUCAUCAGAGGCUUAUUCAGCUAAAUCAUCAUGCAGUCAUUGUUCACCACCUGUUAUAAAUAUGGCUGUGCCUCAAGUUUCCAGCUUACAAAGUAGCACUGGCAGUGGGAAACAUGGCAUCAGAUCUAAGCCAAAAUGUCAAAGUCUAAAGUGCUAUUUCCAAGCAUUAAUUUGCAGCACUGAAUCCAUAGCAUGCACAGUUUUUGCAAGUAAGACCAGCUUAAUAGUUUAAAUUAAGAGAGUAAUUUCUGAAAACUUGUUCAUGAAAUAAAGAAUUUCUCUAUUGUACUUCCCAAGCACUCCCGCGGGGUUGAUGCUUGUUAGGCUCCAUGAAAGUGUGAUGGGGUUGAGGUCAGGUGACUGUGGAAGAAAAGCGCACAAAAGACAGCACUCUCUGGUCUUCUUUCAAGUAGUUCUUGCACAGCUCGGAAGUGUGUUUGGGCUUAUUACGGCGCUGCAGUAUGAAUCCUUCUCUACAAAGGUGCAAGCCAGAAGGUGGAGCAUGUCCCUAAAUAACUGAGUGCUACUCUUUGGUCAGACUGUCACUGAUUUAGUGCAGGUGUCAAACUCCUUGCUCAUGGUUUCCCUUUGAAAUUUUCUGCUGGAAACUGGCAGGACAGCCAAAUUUACCUUAGCCAAGGAGGUUGUGUGAUUAGUUUGAGCUGCCUGUUCUAAUUUGAGAGCAGGUUUAAUCAAAAAGUUAUGGAAAUAAGGGGGGGAAAUGGGAGACAUUAUCAUGAUGUUUUGAAGAAAUACCACAAACUAAUCCAGAUUGAGAUAAUCUGAACACUGCUUCAACAAAAGGGAUGCAAAUCAGUGACUUCUGAUUACGUGCACAAGGGGGUUAGAGUGGUCAGUGCUAAAGAAUUACUUAAAAUAGUGCAGAAACAUUACUUUUUCACUUCACAAGUUUAGAUGUUUCUAACUCUUCAAACUUUCUGUACUUGGUUGUGUGUUUGUAAAGCUGAGAAAAAUGCACUUUUGACAAUCUUAGAGUCUAUGAAAUGCAUAAACAAGGAAUAUUCUUUUGGGGGGGCUUGUUGCAGUUUACUUCCAGAUGAAGUAAAAAACAAACACUCUUCCCUUUUAAACUGUAUGCCAUAACAACAUAUGCUUUGAACAUUUCUGAGAGGAUUAAUAGAUUAGAGGAAUGCACUGCCGGAUUCACUGAUACUGAGAAAUAAUGGCCUGUGGAGUUAAUGGUGAUUUGUAUCCGUCUACAGACAGGUUUGGCAGACGCACAUCAUGCCUCAUUGAGAUACUGCGAGUGAUACAAGGUCAAAACCUCAAUGAUUCAUGAAGAAAAGCGUAGACAGUGGGUGAAGGCUGCCACUUUAAAAUCUGCAGGCCAGGGCUGCCACUGGAUUAACUAAAUGAACAGUACUUGGGAAUAAUACAAUGGCCCAUUCUCAUUCAGUAUAAUCCUUGCAGGUAUUGCAAGCAGUUUCAUAUGACUCGGCAGCAAAAAGGCAACUACAAGCACCUCUCUGAAGAAGUGUUUUGACUAUAGGUUAAAACAGAAUACAAAUGUCAACUUCCCCACCAACAUCUUGCGAUUGGAUGCUCCUGGUUGAACAGAAGAAUAUAAAUGUCCGAGUUACAACCAUGGAUGCAGAGCUGGAGUUUGCCAUCCUGCCCAGCACAACUGGCAAACAGCUUUUUGACCAGAUAGUGAAGACGAUUGGGCUGAGGGAGACGUGGUUCUUUGGGCUUCAGUAUAAGGACAGCAAAGGCUUCUCAACCUGGCUCAAGCUGAACAAGAGGGUGACUGCUCAAGAUGUGAAGCGGGACAAUCCUUUGUUGAUCAAGUUCAGGGCCAAGUUUUACCCCGAGGACGUCGCCGAAGAGCUGAUCCAAGAGGCAACUCAGCGGCUCUUUUUUCUGCAGGUAAAGGAGAGCAUCCUAAAUGAUGAUAUAUACUGUCCACCUGAGACUGCGGUGCUUUUGGCCUCAUACGCUGUUCAGGUCAAGCUCGGAGACUACAGGGAUGAUUAUCACGUACCGGGAUAUCUCGCAAAAGAGAAGCUGCUGCCACAGAGGGUUUUGGAGCAGCACAAGCUGAACAAGAGUCAGUGGGAGGAAAGAAUCCAGGUGUGGCAUAAAGAGCAUAAAGGGAUACUCAGAGAAGAUGCAAUGUUAGAGUACCUGAAGAUAGCACAGGAUCUGGAGAUGUAUGGGGUCAACUAUUUCAACAUCAAGAACAAGAAAGGCUCGGAGCUGUGGUUAGGGGUGGAUGCACUGGGGCUAAACAUCUAUGACAAAAAGGACAAGCUGACUCCAAAGAUUGGUUUUCCCUGGAGUGAGAUCAGAAAUAUUUCCUUCAACGACAAGAAAUUUGUCAUCAAGCCCAUCGACAGGAAAGCUCCGGACUUUGUCUUCUAUGUACCUCGCCUUCGCAUCAACAAACGCAUCCUGGCAUUGUGCAUGGGGAAUCAUGACCUGUACAUGCGCAGACGUAAGCCCGACACCAUUGAGGUACAGCAGAUGAAGGCCCAAGCUCGUGAGGAGAAGAACAAGCGACAAAUGGAGAGGGCUCUGCUCGAGAGUGAGAAAAAAAAGCGAGAAAAUGCUGAGAAGGAAACAGAGAAGAUUGCUCGGGAGACCAUGGAGCUGAUGGAGAGAUUGAGACAGAUUGAGGAACAGACAAAGCGAGCUCAAGAUGAGCUGGAGGAGCAAACUCGCAGGGCGCUUGAGUUAGAGAAGGAAAGAAAAAUUGCUCUGGAGGAGGCUGAGCGCCUGGACAAAGACCGCAGAGCUGCAGUAGAGGCUAAAGCAGCCCUGCUGCACCACUCUGAGACCCAGAUCAAAAAUCAGGAAAACCUGGCCACUGAGCUGGCAGACCUUACUUCUAAGAUCUCUCAGCUGGAAGAUGCCAAGAAGAAAAAGGACGAUGAGGCGAAAAGAUGGCAGAAAAGGGCAGUGAUGGUAGAAGCUGAUUUGGAGCGAACAAAAGAAGAGCUGAAGACUAAACUCAUGGGUGUCCACAUCCAGGAUUCGGUCCACUCUAACAUCCUCGACCACGAUGAGACGGAUGAGAGCAGCGCAGAGGCGAGCGCUGAGCUGACUUCACCGGGGAUGGUCCGAGAUCGCAGCGAGGAGGAAAGAGUCACAGAGGCCCAGAAGAACCAGAGACUACAGAAAAACCUAAAGUUCCUGAGCACCGAACUGGCUCGAGCUGUAGACGAGAGCAAAAAGACCCCCAAUGACCUGAUCCACGCUGAGAAUGUGAGGGCGGGCCGUGACAAAUACAAGACCCUGCGUCAGAUUCGUCAGGGCAACACUAAACAACGCAUCGAUGAGUUUGAGUCCAUGUGAGCAGGAGUGCUGUCGGCCCGCUCAGCCUGGAGGAGAGAUUAAGUUCGGAUGAGCUGGACACACACAGAGAUUUUAGAAGUCUAGGGGAACAUUAUCACGUUAAUCGUAAAUUAAGCUUAGGAAGGACAGUUUGAACCCGAAAACAAAUUAUAUUAUAGACAAUGUUGACGAUUUCUUUAGUAAGCAAGUCAGUGAGAAUGUAGCAGCUGUUCUUCUAGAUGCAUUUUUAAUUUCACACACACCCACAUUCCCACUUCUCAUUUGUGAACAGGUUUGCUGUUGCCCUUAUCAGUCUGAUUACAUCCUACUGCACUUCCAAUAUAUCCGAUUGAAAACCUUAUUAAUGUUGAUUAAUUGAAGCAGUGACAUUUAAGGCAAAUUUUUUUAUUCCAGCAAAAUGUGAAAUCAUCUUUUCUUUAUCUCGGAAAUAGAAGUAAAAAAUAAAACAGAGAGACACAACUGAUGUGGGUUGGGUGCAUUAUUUUCCAUAUGAGCAAUAUUGGGUGUCUAAUGAGUAAAUCUGCUGCCGGUUAUCAGUUUUAAAUGCAUGUUUGUGUAAUAUAAUGUAAUAUAGACGAAGUUAACUUGCCACUGUGGUGCAGGGAUGUGGCUGGGGGGCCUUAAAUUCAACUGGCCCUGUCAAUGAAAACAUGGGUGGAAAUGAACCUUUUUGGUAUAAAUGCACCUUUGUAAGCAUAUUCUUUAAAACUUUAUUUUGAGAAAUGAGAACAAAUUGCUGUAAAAAUAAAAAUCUUACAACAUGAUUUUACAGUAUUUCAAACAUACAGUAAUAUUCUGUAAACAGCAAUGCAUUCUGGGAGCUUGGAUAAAGCUUAUACUGUAAAAUUCCAUAUUUAUAGAUGCAUUGUGGGAUUUAAAAUAGUCCUAGGAAUUUUCAGCAGUGUAUGGAGGGAUUUCUAGUGGUGGUAAGUGACUUAUUUAAUUCAUUUGUUAUUUUAAUAUUUCCCUCUUUGUGUUUAGCAGCUUUAAAUUGGGCAUUUUUGAAAGUAAUGUUAUAUCACCGCUCGUUGUCUGCUAACAAGGUUAAGGUUAGCUUGAUUGUUGCUGAUGCAAUCAUUAGUGAAUGCAGAGGAGCUUUUGGCACUGAUACAUAAGGUCAGCUUUCAGUAUGAAUCAUAAUUUUGCAAAUCAGGAAUGUAGUUUAUGGUUAAAUUAAUAAAAGUUGAUGUGUUCAGCAAGUAAUACCAAACCUUUUCAUUAUAUUUAUUUUAACAGCAUCUCUAGGUUUUUACAUAAUUGUCCUGUAAAACAAAUUCAGCAUCAUCCUGUAAAAAACUGUUUACAAAAACUACAGGGCAGCCAACCCUGCUGCCAAUAGUUUUACUCAAAAUUUUACAGGGUUUUUCUUACAGUGUUCAUUAUGUCUUUUACUCUUAAAGAGGAACCUAAAAAAAAGAUGGGUGCACAGAUUUUUCUUUAUUUCGCCAACUCAGUACGAUAAACCAUAUUUCUGAUUAAAACCAGACAGAAUUUCCUUGUCUUGUCCUGCAAAGCACAACAUUUUUGAUAGGAUUUUCUCAUUUCCCAUGUGCCCACCCUGAAUGUGAGUGUGCGCCACUCACUCCCUCUUGUGUCACCCCAUUAAAAAAAGGGGGGCUGCCACUACUUCUUCUGUUCCUGCAAUCCAAAAAGGAAGCUUUCCACAAACGCCCCAACCCAAUCCAGACCUUUUUUAUGUACUGGGUAAAAUUAAUAAAUAUAUAUUUUUUCCUUUUUAGCUAUUUAGACAAUUUGUAGUCCCCAGCCCCUGUCGUGCUGCUGAGUCAUCACAAGCUCUCCAAAAAUAAAUAGUUGAAAGCACAGCGUGACUACCUAUCAGAGCCUCCACUGACCACCCAGUUCUUUUUAAUUAUUAUUUUAAUGUGUUUAAAACACAUCAAUAAUUGUGCAGUCUGGUUUGUUGGUAACCUGAUUGUCUGUGCGAAUCAGACCGAAAAACACAAGCAAGCUCUAAGUAAACAAACUACUACACGGAGUGCUUGCAGAGAAACCUGACGCAUGAAACGUACAAAUACAUGUAAUGAUUAAUCGCGGCUAUGCUCUUCAGACGCCAUUAGAUUUGCACGUAAAAUAGUGAGAGGCACGCAGCUAGGUUUUAAAAUUGAUAAAAGUUAACCUACACUGGGUUCAUUAAUCACUGUCUGUGCCAAAACCAAUUCUCAAUAUGCUGGUGCUUUUCUUUCUUUCUUUUUGGUUUCCCGAUAAUUCGUGAGGCGAAUUUUAAUCCUGCGUUGAAAAAAAUAAAUAAAAGAAAGUUACUAUAAAAGUGUCGAGAAGCCCUCGUCAUUCGUAAAUCAGACCGGCGGGACGUCCCUUCCCUUUCGUAACUUACGUCGACGACUGGUGUGCAUUUCCCAUCCGCCGAGACGCACGAGUGUAGUGUCACUGGGUAGGCGUUUUCUAGCCUGGAAAGUGUUGUUUUGUUUGUUCGCCGCGCACCCAGUGCACUCUUAACUCUGAGGACCGG